Rhinolophus ferrumequinum (greater horseshoe bat) is the source of this 1611-nucleotide messenger RNA. RefSeq names its product matrix metallopeptidase 12 (gene MMP12). The transcript has 10 exons. The coding region runs from base 32 to 1435 and encodes 467 amino acids. Gene Ontology annotation, biological process: extracellular matrix organization; collagen catabolic process; proteolysis. Gene Ontology annotation, molecular function: zinc ion binding; metalloendopeptidase activity. The record is from RefSeq and is a predicted model, not a curated record. NCBI's taxonomy places the organism in Eukaryota, Metazoa, Chordata, Mammalia, Chiroptera, Rhinolophidae. Gene Ontology annotation, cellular component: extracellular matrix.
UUUAGGUUAAGUCAUUCAGGAGUAGUUUAGAAUGAAGUUUCUUCUAUUGACACUGGUCCUGCAGGCCACUGCUUCUGGAGCUGUUCCCUUGAGUGAGAAUACAAACACUGGAGAAAAUGUGGAAUUUGCUCUAAGGUACUUGAACGACUAUUAUGACUUGAAGUUGGAGAAAAGCACAAAAAUGAAAGUCAGUAAUGACUACAUGGAGAAUAAAAUUCAAGAAAUGCAGCAGUUCUUGGGGCUAAAAGUGACUAGGCAACUGGACACAUCUACUUUGGACAUGAUGCACACACCUCGCUGUGGAGUGCCUGAUGUUUAUAAUUUUAGGAUAAUGCCAGGGAGGCCAGUAUGGAAGAAACAUCUUAUCACCUACAGAAUCAAUAAUUACACUCCUGACAUGAAGCGUGCAGAUGUUGCCUAUGCUCUCCAAAAAGCGUUUCAAGUAUGGAGUGAUGUGACCCCUCUGAAAUUCAGAAAGAUUAAUGCAGGCGAGGCUGACAUUAUGAUACUUUUUGCACGUGGAGCUCAUGGAGACGGGGUUCCUUUUGAUGGCAGAGGUGGAAUCGCAGCUCAUGCUUUUGGCCCUGGAACUGGUAUUGGAGGAGACACACAUUUUGAUGAGGAUGAAACCUGGACUAAAAGCUGGAGAGGCACCAACUUGUUCCUUCUUGCUGUUCAUGAGUUUGGCCAUGCCUUGGGUCUUAAUCAUUCCAAAAAUCGAAAGUCCAUAAUGUUCCCCCACAUGAUCAACCGUUAUCAUAACCACAACACAUUUCACCUCUCUGCUGAUGACAUACGUGGCAUUCAGUCUCUCUAUGGAGGUCCAGAAAAGGACCACGACUCAUCAAACAAUACAGAAUCAACUACCUGUGACCCCAGUUUGAGAUUUGAUGCUAUCACUACAGUGGGAGAAAAAAUCUUUUUCUUUAAAGACAGUUCCUUCAGGUGGAAGAUUCCUGAGAGUCCAAAGAGUGGUGUUAGUUUAAUUUCUUCCUUAUGGCCAACCUUACCAUCUGGUAUUCAGGCUGCUUAUGAAAUUGGAGCCAGAAGGCAAGUUUUUCUUUUUAAAGAUGAUAAGUACUGGUUAAUCAGCAAUUUAAAACCACAGCGAUGCUACCCCAAGAGCAUACAUUCUUUGGGCUUCCCUGACUUUGUGAAAAAGAUCGAUGCAGCUGUUUUUAACCCACUUCUCUAUAAGACCUACUUUUUUGUAGAUUAUCAAUAUUGGAGGUAUAAUGAAAAGAGGAAAUUAAUGGACCCUGGUUAUCCCAAAUUGAUUACUACAUACUUCCCAGGAAUUCCGCCUAAAAUUGAUGCAGUCUUCUAUUAUAAGAGACACUACCAUUUUUACCAAGGAUGUAACAUAUUUGAAUAUGAUGUCCUGUCUAAUCAUGUCACCAAAAAGCUGAAAAACAAUGGCGAGUUUGGAUGUUAGGAAUGGCGGGCCCUGCUAAGAGCUCCAUCCCCCUCCUAUCGGAGCUAUCUCCACCGGCACCAUAGUUCGAGGCCUCCCCGUCAAAACAAUGUUGAACGAUCACAGCUGCUAGGGACGUUCUGCCUGGCACCCCGGCCAGAUUUAACCAAUCCCUAGCGUUGCAAUAGCAAUAGCGC